AAAACACCCUUCAGCCGCUGCCAAGACUUUCAGCUGCUCUUAAAGGCACAAGGAAAGGAAAAGCGAAAGAGACACUGGGGUGGAAAUGCUCUGAGCUCAGCUCAGAGCAGUUUGUGAAAUUCUGUGGUUUUCAGGGAUUUUCUUGUUUUCUGCCUUUGCUGGUAAAAUGGGCUGUUGGGGUAGGUUGAUCAGCAGAGAGAAAGGAGACCUUGGGACAUAGAAGUUGCCCCACUGCAGGAGCCGUUGCAGUGAGCCUUUGCAUUCUUCAUCUUCCAAGGUCAUCAUCAUGGAUGCUCUUCUGACAUUGUUUUCCAUUUCUCUACUUCUUACGACAGUUUGUUUAGAGACACAAAAAAAUACAAGGAACGAGAAGUUUCCUGACACAUCAACUCCAGUUGAAGUGAUGCUGAAACCUCAGAGCCAAGAAUCCAAGGAUGCAGAAACAACAAUACUUCCAUCUGUUGGUGCCUCCUUGGCAUGUGAAACAUGUUUUGCCAAUAGGAAUAGUUGCCUGAGUGGAAAAGAGGUGUGUGAAUCUGGUGAGGACAUCUGUGCCAUCGGAUUGACUGAAACCUCCAAAGGAGGGAAAACCAUGUCAACUAUAGAAAAAGGCUGCUAUUUCUCUGAAAACUGCACCUCUGCAUCUGUUUUGGUGACCUUUGGCCAUGGAGAGUUCCUCAGGAAAAAGAUCCUAUGUUGCAUAGGAGAAGAUUGCAAAGAAGAUUCUCCUCCAUGGCCACCAAUAAACAUGACAGCCAAUGGAAAAUACUGCCCAGCCUGCUAUUCCGAGUCUGCGCCAUGCUCUGUGAAGAUAGCCCAGUGCACUGGAUCUGAAAAUCACUGCCUGGAUUUGACAGAGCAUAAAUAUCCUGAAAAGAGCAUUACCCUGCAGGGCUGCACAACUGAGCCUAUCUGCAAUGCUUUAUGUUCUGGGAAAUUGGACUUCUUUGGUAUGGAUAAUGCCAACACCUCUGUUAACUGCCGGCCAGCCAGCCAGGUGUCCCAGCCUACAGGAUGUCUCCUCCUCUCUCUCUCUGGGCUCCUGCUGAUGAAGGUCCUCUUGUGAUGCACCUUUUGGGAGAAGCAGCCAUUGAAGGUUCUUCGUUUUGCCUUCUCAGAAAGAAGAGUGAUUGCUUUUCAGGCCAAUAGAAAAUAAAACUGGUCUUUCAUCAAGUCAAAUGUUUGAUUCCACUAGCUGUUUUCUCUAUACUGACCAGCAAAACACCUCCAGAGGAGAUGCUGGGACUUGAAUUAGGACCUUCUUCUUACCAAUGAGGAACAGUUUGCUAAUUCAUGAAUACACAGAAGCAAAAGUUCAGCUGUAUUUAAUAGGGGUGUGCAAGGCACAGUAUCAUCCAAGGUGAUAAAACAUUCCUUCUUCUGAA
Molecule: messenger RNA, 1385 nt
Organism: Candoia aspera
Lineage: Eukaryota; Metazoa; Chordata; Lepidosauria; Squamata; Candoiidae
Product: phospholipase A2 inhibitor and Ly6/PLAUR domain-containing protein-like
Exons: 7
Coding region: 287-1066 (259 amino acids)
Cellular component (GO): extracellular region
Molecular function (GO): phospholipase inhibitor activity
Source: RefSeq, a predicted model, not a curated record